Symbiodinium sp. CCMP2592 is the source of this 591-nucleotide messenger RNA. The record is from the annotation of a GenBank genome assembly. NCBI's taxonomy places the organism in Eukaryota, Dinophyceae, Suessiales, Symbiodiniaceae.
AUGCUCGUGACGGUCUGGGUGUACUCCAACGUUGAGGAGGUCGAGCUGAUACAUCCAAACGGCACCUCCUUGAGUCGGCAGAAGUCGACCCCUUGCUCUCACGUGGAAUGGGAGGUACCGUUCCUUGCCGGCAAGCUGACGGCCAAAGGAUACGUGAAGGGCCAGGUGGUGCAGACAGCCACAGUCCACACGACACAAGGGCCAAAGGCGCUUCGACUCCGCAUCAAGGACGGUGUCGGCGAGGGCGGAGUCAUCGCAAACGGACAGGAUGUAGCGCUUCUUUCAGUCGAUGUGGUCGAUGCACAGGGAAGCGUCGUCCCCACGGCGGCCUCAAUGGUCACAUUUUCCGUUGAGGGCGGCGGUGGCGCCAGGAUCCUCGGGACAUCAAACGGAGACCCAGCGAGCCUCGAGUUGAACACCUCCCCUGUUCGGCGAGCCUUCGGGGGACGGCUCAUGGCCGUGAUUCGGCCGACCGUGCCCGCGCGGGGUGCGCUCAGAGUUACCGCCACAUCUCCUGGGCUUGCAUCUGACAGCCUUGAGCUAGAGGUGCUCUCUACGUCCUCGGCUGGGUCAGAGGCCGUGAUCGUUUGA